AUGGGUGCAGAUCAUGAGCUAAAAGCCAAAUGCAAGAAGUGUGGUGUGGUGUAUAUGGCUAAUAGCAAGAAUGGGACUGGAAGGAUGCGACGUCACAUGCAAUUAUGUGUACGUAGAGACACGCGUGACGUGGGCCAACUAUUGAUGUCACAAGACAAAGGGUCUUUAGCGUUGAGUACAAAAAGGUUUGAUGCUGAACACUUUCGUGAAUUGAUAACAACAGCAAUCAUUUUGCAUGACCUUCCAUUCUCCUUUGUUGAAUAUGAAGCUAUUAGGGCGACUUACCAAUAUUUGCAUCCUGAGAUAACUUUGGUAACUAGAAAUACUUUAAAAGCAGAUGUCCAAAAAAUGUAUUCUCGGGAAAAAGCAAGAAUAAAAUCUAUGUUGGAGUUGAGCCCCGGUAGAAUUUGUUUGACAUCUGAUUUGUGGACUUCCAUAGUUGCAGAUGGAUAUUUGUCAUUAACUGCCCAUUUUAUUGAUAAAGAUUGGGUAUUGCAAAAGAGGAUUUUAAAUUUUUGCUUCAUGCCAUCACGACAUACUGGUAUUGCAUUGUCUGAAAAGCUUUAUGCAUUAUUGUGUGAGUGGGGAAUUGAAUACAAGGUUUUCACUCUUACUUUGGACAAUGCAUCUGCUAAUGAUGUGUUUGUUGAUCUGUUGAAGAAUCAGUUGAUUGAAAACAAUGCACUUAUUUAUGAUGGUUCUUUUUUUCAUAUUCGUUGUUGUGCACAUGUUUUGAACCUUGUAAUGCAAGAACGGUUGAAAGAUAUUGAUUCAGUGGUUAAAAAGAUUCGUGAGAGUGUGAAAUAUGUAAGAGGGUCCCAAAUUAGAAAGAAGAAGUUUUUAGAGUGUGUAAAUCUUAUGGGUCUUGAUUCUAAGAGAGGUUUGAGGCAAGAUGUACCUACAAGAUGGAACUCAACAUUCCUCAUGCUUGACAAUGUCUUGUAUUAUCGACGAGCAUUUUGUCAUUUAGAAUUGAGUGGUUCUAAUUACAAGGACUGUCCUAAUCCAUAUGAUUGGGAAAAGGCCGAGAAAAUUUGUGAAUUUUUGGAACCCUUUUAUAAUAUCACUUGUGUUUUUUCGGGAGCUAAAUACCCCACUGCAAACUUGUACUUUCCAACUGUGUACACAAGUUAUUUGUCAUUGAAGAAAUCUGAGACAAGUGAAGAUGCAUAUUUGUCUGCUAUGGCAAAAGCAAUGCUUACCAAGUUUGAGAAGUAUUGGAAAGAUUUCAGUUUGAUAUUGGCAAUUGCGAUAGUGCUUGAUCCUCGUUACAAGUUGAAUUUUGUAGAUUAUGCUUAUGGCAAUGUUUAUGGAAUGAAAGGGUCACCUCAAUUUUUAGAAGUUAAGAGAAAUUUGAAGUUGUUGUUUACUGAAUACUCUAAGGGCAAUGUUUCUACAAUAAAUGUUGUGACUUCACUUCCUACUCCUAUUGCUAAACUUUUUACAGAGGAGUUCAACAACUUUGAAAGCCAAGAGCAAACUGUUAUGCAGAAAUCAGAGUUAGAAGUUUAUUUGGAUUAUUUGGAUGAGCCAAAACAUCUGAAUCUGCCUUUAGUGUUGGAGGACGAGUUAAAGCAACUGAAAGAAGAGAUUGAUCGGCGAGGAGGUCUCCAAGGUCUUGGGAUUGCUCAAGUUUGUGCAAGUAGUAAUGCAACUGACUUCUUGUAG
Messenger RNA from Morus notabilis, 1668 nucleotides. RefSeq names its product zinc finger BED domain-containing protein RICESLEEPER 1-like. Gene Ontology annotation, molecular function: DNA binding. NCBI's taxonomy places the organism in Eukaryota, Viridiplantae, Streptophyta, Magnoliopsida, Rosales, Moraceae. The transcript is spliced from 5 exons. The coding region runs from base 1 to 1668 and encodes 555 amino acids. The record is from RefSeq and is a predicted model, not a curated record.